AUGGAUUCCACCUCCUAUAAGCUCUAUCAUGUACAUGGUUGGGAUUCUAGACAACACCUGGAAGAUUAUUUUUCGGACAAACCUAAUAUGGUCUUUGAAGAAGAUGCGUUAAAAUUUCCAAUGGAAAAUCUUACAAAAACUUUCAGUGAGGGUCAUAUAAGAGGAGAUAUCCUGAUUGACCUUACUGUUGGUUCCUUGGUUCAUCAUUUCUAUGCUGCCUGUGAGUUUUUCCAGCAUAUCAUAGUCCUAAAGGUUAGCGACAGAUGCAUCAUGGAGCUGAAGAGAUGGCUGGACACACGGACAGGAGCAUUUCAUUGGGGACAUGCCACAAAACUUCAUGGAGAGAUACAAGGGAGCAGUGACCAGUUUCAGAACAAAGAAGAAAAAAUGAGAUCGGCAAUUCCACAUGUUGUGAAAUUUAAUAUUGAGAAAGAAAAUAUGACGGAUCCGAUAGUCUUACCACCAGCAGAUUGUAUCAUCAGCGCUUGGCUCCUGGAUGUUAUCUGCAAAGAUGAAAAUGAUUACAGGAGAUAUCUCAGGAAGUUCUCAGGGUUACUGAAACCUGGAGGACAGCUGAUGAUAAUUGGGCUUUUAGAUACAACAUAUAUCACAGUUGGGAAAGAUAAGAUCCAUGUUCUCAAAUAUAAUGAGGAUUUUGUUAGGAAAGCUCUAGUCGGAGAAGGAUUUGUUAUAGAUAACUGUGUCGUUCAGAAGAGAACAAAUGUGAGUGACCUUAUUGACUAUAAGGCCAUCAUGUUUAUUGCAGCUCACAAGGAGAAGUAG
This is a messenger RNA of Hyla sarda, 783 nucleotides long. RefSeq names its product indolethylamine N-methyltransferase-like. The coding region runs from base 1 to 783 and encodes 260 amino acids. The transcript has 3 exons. Gene Ontology annotation, cellular component: cytosol. NCBI's taxonomy places the organism in Eukaryota, Metazoa, Chordata, Amphibia, Anura, Hylidae. The record is from RefSeq and is a predicted model, not a curated record. Gene Ontology annotation, molecular function: N-methyltransferase activity.